Molecule: messenger RNA, 2754 nt
Organism: Gastrolobium bilobum
Lineage: Eukaryota; Viridiplantae; Streptophyta; Magnoliopsida; Fabales; Fabaceae
Product: pentatricopeptide repeat-containing protein At2g33680-like
Exons: 1
Coding region: 1-2754 (917 amino acids)
Biological process (GO): RNA modification
Molecular function (GO): protein binding; RNA binding
Source: RefSeq, a predicted model, not a curated record
AUGAUCAUCACCAAUCUUUUCUUUAUCAAUUCCACUCAAACCAAACGUGUCUCCAUCACGCUCUCACUGUUUUUCAGAACCCACAUCACCAAUUUAUCUAACAAACCAAUCCUGACAAAAAGACCAUUCCAUUCAAAAACAUCCUCAGAACUCCAAAAUAAUGGAGGGUUUUGCUUCCAAGACUGUGUCUCACUCUUGCAACACCUGAGGAACCACAAAGACAUAAACUGUGGCAGAACCCUUCAUUCUCUCUUCGUUAAAAGUGCCCUCGACAAGGAUGUCUUUGUGCAAAACAAUAUGGUGAGGUUUUAUGGCGAUAUUGGAGAACCCGAGAAUGCACAUAACCUGUUUGAUGAAAUUCCCCAUCCGAGUUUGGUUUCUUGGACGAGCUUGAUCUCUUGUUAUGUCCACGUGGGGCAAUAUGUAAAGGGUCUUAGUUUGUUUUGUAGCUUGUGUCAAUCCGGGAUGCGCCCGAAUGAGUUUGGUUUCUCUGUGGCACUCAAAGCUUGCAGGGUGAUGCGUGAUUCUGUGAUGGGUAAGCUCAUUCAUGGUUUGAUACUCAAAAGCGGGUUUGAUUCGCAUAGUUUUUGCUGUGCUUCGAUUCUUCACAUGUAUGCUGAUUGUGGAGAUAUUGAGAAUUCGAGGAAGUUUUUUAAUGGCGUUUGUUUGAGUGAAAGAUGUGAGGCAUUGUGGAAUACUUUGCUGAAUUCUUACGUGCGGAUGUCUGAUGUGGAGGGUUCUGUGAAGUUGUUCCGUGAGAUGGGGCACUCUGCCAUGUCCCCGAAUUGUUUCACUUACACAAUCCUUGUUAAACUCUGUGCUGAUGUGUUGGAUUUUGAACUUGGAAGGUCUGUUCAUGGCCACACUGUGAAGAUUGGGAUUGAAAAUGAUGUUGUGGUGGGUGGAGCCCUUGUUGACUUCUAUGCCAAACUGGGAUUAUUAGAUGAUGCUUGUAAAGUGUUUCAUAUUCUUGAAGAGCGGGAUAAUGUGUCAUUAUGUGCUUUACUUGCUGGGUUUAAUCAGAUUGGAAAAUCUAAGGAAGGACUUUCAUUUUAUAUUGAUUUUCUUUGUAAAGGUAAUAAACCAGACCCAUAUAUUUGUGCAUGUGUUGCUAGUUUGUGCUCAAAUUUGGAGACAGAGCUUGCUGGUACUCAAGUUCACUGUGGUUUCAUCAAACAUGGCUUUAAGAUGGAUUCAUAUCUUGGCAGUGCCUUUAUCAGCAUGUAUGGAAACUUUGGGAUGAUAUCUGAUGCUUAUAAUUGUUUUCUUGACGUUUGCAAUAAGAAUGAAAUUUGCAUAAGUGCCAUGAUGAAUAGUUUAAUACUCAAUUCAAAUGAUAUGAAAGCUUUAGAGCUGUUUUGUGGGAUGAGAGGAGGUGGUAUUGCUCCAAGCAAUUCAUCGAUCAGCUAUGUUCUACGGGCUUGUGGGAGCCUUUUUAUGCUUAAAGAAGGAAGAUCUUUUCAUUCUUACAUGAUUAAAAACCCUUAUGAAGAUGACUAUAGGUUGGACUUAGAAAAUGCUCUUCUUGAGAUGUAUGUUAGAUGUAGAGUCAUUGAUGACGCAAAGUUGGUUUUUGAAACGAUGAAAAUACGAAAUGAGUUUACUUGGACUACUAUCAUAUCUGGAUGCAGUGAAUCAGGGCACUUUGUAGAAGCUCUGGGGAUCUUCCGUGAUAUGCUUCUAUAUUCAAAACCUAGUCAGUUCACCUUAAUUAGUGUUGUUCAAGCUUGUGCAGAAAUAAAGGCGCUUGAUGUAGGAAAACAAGUACAUUCUUAUGUCAUGAAAGUAGGAUUUGAAUAUUAUCCGUUUGUAGGAAGUGCCCUGAUCAACAUGUAUGGAGUAUUUAAACAUGAAACUCUGAAUGCUUUCCAGGUAUUCUUGUCCAUGAAAGAAAAGGAUCUUAUCUCCUGGAGUGUCAUGUUAACGUCAUGGGUCCAAAAUGGUUAUCAUGAAGAAGCACUUAAGCUUUUUGCAGAAUUCCAAGCUGCUCGCAUUUUGCAGGUUGACGAGUCUAUCUUAUCCAGCUGUAUCUCAGCUGCUGCAGGCUUAGCAGCAUUGGACAUAGGCAAAUGUUUCCAUUCGUGGGCUAUCAAACUUGGCUUUGAAAUUGAUUUUCACGUAGCUUCUUCCAUUACAGACAUGUAUAGUAAAUGUGGAAAUAUUAAAGAUGCCUGCAAGUUUUUCAAUACUAUCCAUGACCAUAAUUUAAUAUCUUGGACAGCCAUGAUAUAUGGAUAUGCUUAUCACGGGCUUGGGAAAGAAGCUAUUGACCUGUUUAACAAGGCUAUAGAAGCUGGGAUGGAACCUGAUGGUGUUACCUUCACUGGGGUUUUAGCUGCAUGUAGUCAUGCUGGACUGGUGGAGGAAGGUUGCAAACAUUUCGAGUACAUGAGAAGUAAAUACAACUCUGAAGUAACCAUAAAUCAUUAUGCUUGCAUGGUUGAUCUUCUUGGUCGAGCUGCAAAAUUGGAAGAAGCAGAGGCUUUGAUAAAGGAAGCUCCGUUUCAUUCAAAAUCUCUUCUAUGGAAAACUUUCCUAGGUGCUUGCUCUAAACAUGAGAAUGGUGAAGUAGGAAACAGAAUAUCAAAGAUGCUUGGUGAUGUAGAACUGAAUGAACCCUCAACCUAUGUUCUACUGUCUAACAUUUAUGCGUCAGCAUCAAUGUGGAAAAAUUGCUUAGAGUUGAGAAACAAAAUGGUGGAAGGAAGCGUUAAUAAGCAACCUGGUAGUAGUUGGAUUCAGUUGGCAGGUUAG